Messenger RNA from Ziziphus jujuba (common jujube), 3133 nucleotides. Its product is annotated as 65-kDa microtubule-associated protein 9. Gene Ontology annotation, biological process: microtubule cytoskeleton organization. Lineage: Eukaryota; Viridiplantae; Streptophyta; Magnoliopsida; Rosales; Rhamnaceae. Gene Ontology annotation, cellular component: cytoplasm; spindle. The transcript is spliced from 13 exons. The record is from RefSeq and is a predicted model, not a curated record. Gene Ontology annotation, molecular function: microtubule binding.
UUCUUUUCCCAUUUCCCAACAUAACGGCUCGAUCUGUACUUUCCCUCCGUCUUUUCACUCUCUCAUCGAAUCAAAUUGACGCGCUAAAAUAAAAUCCCUUUCUGUAAUUUGCUAUAAGCGUUUCGAAAUUUUCAGAGCAAUCAGAUUCGCUUUCGUCGCUAUGCUCUGUUUGGUUGGCUGGAAAACUGAGGAACACGUAAGGAAAGUGCAGAAAAAAAUCAUUAGUAUCCGUGUAAUCGGUUUGAUAUAUAUAUAUAUAUAUAUUGUUAAUAUCCAGUUUCUCAUUAGAUUGAUAGAAGAUGUAUGACUUGUUCUCUAUACGUGCAUUUAUUUCUUUCAGUUGUAAUGUUGUUGAAGCUGCCUUUGGAUAUAUGUUAAUUAGGAGACUAUAAAGUGUUUGGUUGGCUGGAAAAUCUGGUUAAAUAGGGAAAAAGUUGCUUCAUCAUGUUUAAUCAGAACAGUGAUCAAUGCGUUCGUAUGGAAACAGCAUGCGUAUUUUUACUACAGGAAAUGCAGAAAAUAUGGGACGAAGUUGGAGAGCCAGAUGCAGAAAGAGAUGCAAUGCUGCAAGAGAUUGAACAAGAGUGUCUGGAGGUAUACAAGAGUAAAAUAGAUGAGGCAAAAAAAUGUAGAGCUCAGAUGCAGCAGGAAAUUGCCAAGUUCCAAACACAAUUUGCAGAUAUUUGCUAUGCCAUGGGUGAGCAACCACCUCAUUUUGAUCAGACUACUGUUGGAGGCUUGAAGAAUGAGUUGAAAGCCAAGGUUUCACAACUGGAGGACAUACGAAAACGGAAAAUUGAAAGGAAGAACCAAUUUGUUGAAGUUCUAGGUCAAUUAGAGAAAAUUUCAAAGGAAAUUUGCAAAUCUAUCGAUGAUAGUUUAUACAAAAUGGUAGUGGAAGGGACUGACUUGUCUUUGAAAAGACUGGAAGAACUACGUGCACAGUUGGUUGAAUAUCAAAAUGAGAAGAAAAACCGUCAGAAGCAGGUAGUCGACUACUUGAGUACUCUGAACUCGCAGUGCUUGGCUCUUGGUGUGGAUUUUAAACAUACAAUUUGUGAGAUCCACCCCACUCUGGAUGAUUCUGAAGGCACAAAAGAUGUGAGUAAUGAUACUAUUCGAAGUCUGGCUGAUGUUGUUUCAAGAUUGAGAGAGGUCAAGAGACAAAGAUGGCAGAAGCUUCAAGCUUUUGCAACUUCUCUGUUGGAGUUGUGGAGUCUGAUGGAUAUACCAAUGGGGGAAUGAAAGAUAUUUCAGAAUGUUACCAGUAAAUCUGUUGCUCCAAUCUCCGAAGUCACUGAAACCAACAUGCUCUCUAUGGAUUUUCUUAACAAUGUUGAAUCGGAAGUGUCAAGGUUGGAGCAUCUGAAAUUAAGUAAAAUGAAAGAACUCAUCCUGAAAAAAAGGUUGGAACUAGAGAAUGAGUGCAGGCGAGCGCACAUGUCUCCUGAAGCAUCUGGUGUAAUGUUCUCAGUUGAAGAUAUAGAAUCCCGAAGAGUUGACCCGGCAUGUCUGUUGGAACAAUGUGAACUUCAAAUUGUAAAGGUUAAAGAGGAAGCUUUAAGUAGGAAAGAACUACUCACAAAGGUUGAGAAAUGGUUGGCUGCAUGCCAAGAAGAGCGUUGGUUAGAGGAAUACAACAAGGACGAGAGUCGCUAUAAUGCUGGAAGAGGUGCCCAUCUUACUUUGAAACGUGCUGAAAUGGCUCGUUCAGUGGUAAACAAGAUUCCUGCAAUGGUGGAAGCAUUGAUUUUGAAAACGACAGCAUGGGAAAAAGAAAGAGGAGUUGAAUUCUUAUAUGAUAAUGGCCGACUUCUAUCCAUGCUUGAACAAUACAACACCAUGAGGCAGGAAAAAGAGGAAGAAAGGCGAAGGCAAAGAGACCAGAAGAGACUUCAGGGGCAGCUGGUAGCAGAGCAUGAAGUACUUUAUGGGUCAAAAGUCUGUCCAUCCAACAGUGGAAAGAAGGCCUUUAGAAGUUUAACAGGAAUUGCCAGCAACAAAAAGCUCUCUUUAGGGGGACACAUGCUUCAAAAUUCAAAACCUGAAGAAGCUGCUCCCAAUAUGCACCCCAAUAAGAAGGGUGACUUGCUUAAUCAAAAGAUCUCUUCUCUCCAGUUUGGUGGUUGUGCCAUUCCAUCCCCUGGAAGGAGAUACCCACAGAUGCCUAGCCAUUCGGAAAAAAAGCAUUCCUCCGGUGCUGCAAGGACCUAUCAAAUUGAGCCAGAGCUGUUUCGGAAGCCCCUCCCUCCUGUCUCUUCCAGUUUGUCAUCGAAAGCCAACAUUACAAAUUUCCCCGAAGAUCAGAAAAAGACACAAGACCCAAAAAUGCAAAUCAAACUCCCUGGUAGUGAGAAGCCACCGGCGACCCCUUCGAGACCCGUCAUUGUCAGUGAUGACGAAAACAGAACCCCGAGAACAAUGCCAAUUCCGGUUCCUACUACUCCUUCAACAUUGUCAGUUACCACGCUGACAGUCAAAACACCACCUACACCUCGUGGCUAUUCCGGUGCUUGCCCGGUUGAUAGAUCCGAUGAACCAGUGGAGUACUCCUUUGAAGAGUUAAGAGCUGGUUCGUACUCCUUUGAAGAGGUAAGAGCUGGAUUUGUUAAUCCAAAAUAAAAGGAAACGACUUGAAUUUGACAAAUUAGCCAUCAAGUCGGCACUUGACCGCAACAUACUAUAUCCUCUAGACAGAAGAGGCGGUAAAACUUUUAUUGGGUGAACUUUCAUAGAAUAAGAUAGCUACUUCAUCAGUGUUGCUCUUACCAACUCAUAGCUACGUUCAUUAUACUAUUUGCUUGAUUGAUAAUCAUAUUAAGCUGCAAUUAUUGAAUGCAGGUUACCUUUUUUUCCACAAAAUAAAUAAAUAAAAUAAAAUAAAUAAAGUUUGAAGCAAAAUACUGGUCACCUUUGAUUGUGAUGAUUUGGCUGAAUACUUAAUUAUUCUCUCUUUCUCUCUCUCAGAUAAAAUGCAACCUUUAAAUUAAUUAUUUGAUGUUAUUUAUAAUUGUCACUCUGGCCUGUAGGUUGGUCGGUCUUUAUAGACAUGCGUCCCAGACUGCUUUUUUGUUUUAUUUUCAUUCUUUUUAGAAACUUUCCAUCGGUAAUGAUAGUUAGUCACCAGUCUUAG